Juglans regia (Persian walnut) is the source of this 1830-nucleotide messenger RNA. RefSeq lists its product as uncharacterized. Lineage: Eukaryota; Viridiplantae; Streptophyta; Magnoliopsida; Fagales; Juglandaceae. The record is from RefSeq and is a predicted model, not a curated record. Bases 1 to 1830 code for a protein of 609 amino acids. The transcript has a single exon.
AUGGGAACCAAUAAAGAGAGAAUUGAACAUCUGGAGGCUGGACUCGGUGAAGUUCAAGAAGGGCUACACCGGAUGGAGCUGGGCAUGGCGGAUCGACUGCGGCAUGUCGAAGAGACUCUUAACCGUCUCUCUGAUGUGCUCCUUGCCAACCAAGAACCUCCAAACCAAGGUAUUCAAAACCGUGAAGGUCACAAUGGGGGACGACUUGUGGUAUCCUCCAAAACGGCAAAAUUAGAAUUUCCUCGAUUUUCAGGAGAUGAUCCAACGGAGUGGUUCAACCGUGUGAACCAGUUUUUUGAGUUCCAAAACACUCCCGACAACCAAAAGGUUACGUUAGCAUCUUACCAUUUGGAAGGAGAAGCCAACCAGUGGUGGCAAUGGAUUCGCAGGACGUUUCAAGAGGAAGGUCGAAUUCUUUCAUGGAUUGAUUUUGAAGAGGAACUAUGGGCGCGCUUUGGGCCAUCGGACUGCGAAGACUUUGACGAGGCUUUGUCCCGAAUUCGGCAGACGGGUUCCCUGCGUGAUUACCAACGGGAAUUCGAGCAAUUAGGCAACCGGGUCAAAGGUUGGACACAGAAGGCUCUGGUGGGCACCUUCAUGGGUGGUUUGAAGACAGAAGUUUCAGAUGGAAUCCGUAUGUUUAAACCACAGACUUUGAAAGAUGCUAUCCGUUUCGCAAGGAUGAGAGAUGAUCAACUAAUGAGACAAAGGAGGUUCUUGCGACCUGCACCACCAUUACGAGCUCCCCUAGCUCUUCCACCAGCAAAUCGGGCAGCACCUGUCGCUCUAGUGCGACGACUGAGUUGGGAGGAAAUGCAGCGACGACGUCUCCAAGGUUUAUGUUUCAAUUGUAAUGAAUGUUUUACUACAGGUCAUAAAUGUCAAGGCCCACGGAUACUCCUGUUGGAAAGUUGUGAGGAUAAUGACAACUUGGUGUGCGAUGAUGUCACCGACGAACAAACAAUUAAAGAAAACCACGAAGGAGCUCCAGAACCAGAAAUUACACUGCAUGCAUUAACGGGAUGGACAGCUCCCAAAACCAUGCGAAUCGCUGCCAAAAUUCGCAACCACGAGGUUAUCGUAUUAAUCGAUAGCGGAUCAACUCACAACUUCAUUAGUGAGCAUAUGGCCAAUCUGCUGCGUCUUCCAGUGAUACCUACGGAAAGCUUCACGGUCCGAGUAGCCAAUGGAGAAAAGCUUAAAUGCCAAGGGAGGUUUGAGGAGGUACCAAUCAAUUUACAUGACACCAAAUUUUCAUUAACACUAUAUUCCUUACCACUCACAGGAUUAGACAUGGUUUUGGGUAUUCAAUGGCUUGAAACUCUUGGUUCUGUGGUGUGCGAUUGGAGAAAAUUAACUAUGGAAUUCACAUGGAAGAACCAGACCAAGAAGUUGGUGGGCAUCGACGGGCAAAAUAUUCAAGCAGCAUCAAUUGAAGAGCUAACCAAGGGAAUUCGUCCUAGCCAUGCUCUGUUCGCAGUGUGCCUCCAGGUUGCCCAUACGGAACUGCAACAGAACAUUCAUCCAAGUUUCCGUGAGUUAUUGCAGGAGUUCUCAGACUUGUUCAUUGAACCUUCGAGCUUACCACCAACAAGAGAGGUUGAUCACAGCAUCACCCUCAAGGAAGGGAUCGAACCAAUUAAUGUGCGGCCUUACAAAUAUGCACAUUAUCAAAAAAAUGAGAUUGAAAAACAAGUCCAAGACAUGCUGCAAGUCGGGCUUGUGCGAACCAGCACUAGCCCCUUCUCCUCACCCGUAUUACUGGUAAAGAAGAAAGACAAACUGGCGAUUCUGCACAGAUUAUCGCGCGCUCAACGCCGCAACCAUUAA